GUGAAUCCAUGAUAGUCCGAUUGUGCUCAGCAACAAAUCACGGCGGCUGGGAAAUAAGUCUACAUCAAACAUCAGUCAGUUUCCUGUGAAGAUUUCGGCUAACUUUCACUUUCGGUGCGGAUCGCUCGGCGCACACAAGAAAAGCAUCAAAACAAACCUCGCGGUUACAUCACGAGACGCUCCAGUGGCAGCCGGCCUUCCUCGCGAGUGUUUUUGUUCUGUCUUCAAUUACAGUUUUCGUGUUUGUUAUCCGACCGGCGGCUCGCGUGGUGGGUUUCGGAUUCGGCUGCUGGCUUUGGUUGCAUAUUGAUUCGCUGUGUGGAAGCUGCAUGUUGUUUGUGUUUGCGAUCUGCUGCUUCUCGUUCGACUGUAUCAGUUCCGUGCCGCACCGACGAUCAUCAGCUGCGCGAGCUCAGCCCGGUUCAGUCUUGUGCCGUGUCUCGCCGGACGAGCGUCGCGUUCGUUAUUCGUGAGGAGUCGCGGUUUUGGUCGUGUGUUUCGAGUACAACUGUGGUUUUUAGGAUAUUAUUGCAAGUGACGACGGCGACGGCGGCGGCUUCUAGAAAGUGGUAACCGGCUGACAUUGAAUGUAUUCAGAGGAGUGUUUGUGUUCAAAUAGUAUAUACUGCUAGUAGAGCUGUCGUCUUGGCACGAAGGGACCAAGGCAAUAAUGUUCACUGGAAGCGUCAUCGGUCUGGCGGUGCUGGGUUUUGGAGUUCUCCUGUUCUGGCUGUACGACAACUUUAAAUCGCUCGUUCAAAUUAUUGUGGCCCUGCUGAUGCCCUACUUUGUGCCAACCGAGAAUAAAAGCCUGGUCGAGCGGUACGGCAAAUGGGCUGUCAUAACCGGUUGCACCGACGGUAUUGGCAAGCAGUAUGCAUUCCAGUUGGCCGCACGUGGUCUCAACAUUGUGCUGAUCUCUCGGACCGCCGAGAAACUUACGGCCACAGCCGCCGACAUCGAAAAGCGUUAUCAGGUCAAAACAAAGUGGAUUGCCGCUGACUUCGGACAGGGCCGGCCCAUCUACGACAAUAUCAAACAGCAGCUGGCCGGUAUCCCGAUAGGGAUUUUGGUCAAUAAUGUUGGAACCAACAUUGAUUUCCCGGACGACAUGGACAAAGUUCCGGAGGACAAACUGUGGGACAUCAUGAACGUUAAUAUCGCCGCCGCUACGAUUCUAACCAGAAUAGUGCUGCCUGAAAUGAAACAACGCCGCCAGGGAGCAAUCGUGAACAUCUCCUCUGGCAGUGAGCUGCAACCCCUGCCGUAUAUGACAAUUUAUGCAGCAUCCAAGGCCUACAUCCACAACUUCACCCUAGCGCUGCAGUACGAACUGGAACCGUUCGGCAUAACGUGUCAACUGGUCAGUCCGCUAUUUGUGACCACCAAGAUGAACAGCUUUUCCGACAGCCUGAUGGCAGGAGGAAUCUUCAUUCCGAAUGCUGAAUCAUACGCCAAGCAUGCCGUUUUCACUCUGGGUAAAACGAAACAGACGACCGGCUACUGGUCGCACGGAAUCCAGUACGGCGUGUUUCGAUUGGCACCCGAGUGGAUUCGAACCAUCAUCGGCGGACAGAUGAACAAACGUUUCCGGGGCGAAUAUUACAGACAGCAAAAGUCCAGCAGCAAAGCGAAAUAAGAUUAAGGUUUGCUGGAGCUGUUUGUAUAGAGGUUAAUAAUGUCGAUGCAUUUCAAUUAUUUUUACCACAGUUUAUUAGAAAUAGUCUGCAGCGUUUUGUCAGUGAAAUAGUCAUUCAACGAAUUGUUCUUUGUUAGUGAAAGUUAACAUAAGACUGAUUAUCAGCAAAAUAUCGCCACAUUUAAGUUUUUGCUAAUUUGACUAGCCUUGUUAUUGAUUAAUAAAAUCUACAUUCCACCAAA
Malaya genurostris is the source of this 1881-nucleotide messenger RNA. Its product is annotated as inactive hydroxysteroid dehydrogenase-like protein 1. The transcript has 5 exons. Bases 671 to 1639 code for a protein of 322 amino acids. The record is from RefSeq and is a predicted model, not a curated record. Gene Ontology annotation, molecular function: oxidoreductase activity. Lineage: Eukaryota; Metazoa; Arthropoda; Insecta; Diptera; Culicidae.